ACAAAGGCUCUGGCCAAUAGCCCUGCGGGAUUAACGCGAGUGGGCUGGCAGGUUGUCCAAUGGGAGGAGACGACGGAGUUGCGCGGUGAAGUUCGGCUUCCUGAGCCGCGGCGGGCGUGGCCGCGUUAGGCUGCGAGCCAGGCCGGGGCAGCGGUGGGCCGUGUUUGGGGUGCUGGGGUUCGGUUGUUGCAGUCGCGAUGUUCUUCUCCGAGGCCAGAGCCAGGUCGCGGACGUGGGAAGCCAGUCCCUCGGAACACAGGAUGUGGGUGGAAGUAUUUAAGGCAUGUGAUGAAGAUCACAAAGGCUAUCUCAGCAGAGAGGACUUUAAAAUUGCUGUUGUAAUGCUGUUUGGGUACAAGCCCUCCAAGAUAGAAGUGGAUUCUGUGAUGUCUUCAGUAAAUCCAAAUACUUCUGGUAUAUUACUCGAGGGGUUUUUAAAUAUUGUCAGGAAAAAGAAGGAAGCUCAACGGUAUCGGAAUGAAGUAAGACACAUCUUCACAGCCUUUGACACAUACUAUCGUGGAUUUUUAACUUUGGAAGAUUUCAAAAAAGCAUUUAGGCAGGUGGCUCCCAAGUUACCAGAAAGGACUGUUCUUGAAGUAUUCAGCAACAGGGAAACUUUCAUGUAGUCCUUUGGAUUUCACCUUAAUGUGGGAAAGUUAUCCUGUGAGAUGAUCCAAAUUGGGAAAGUCCUGUAUCUUCACUUCUGACCUCAUCCCCACAUGAGGCUACCAGACCGCAACCCCAGUGCAUGAUGUGAGUGAAUGCCUUCGGGGCAAAGGUGGCUUUGGGAUGCCAACUUUCUUUCCACUAACCUAUUUGGGUUCAAGCUAGCCUCAAGAAUUUGGCCUGCCAGCUCUUUUUAAUUCUUUAGUCCUUUUAAGGUGGUUUUGUUUUAGUGUCUUAUCCAGCAUCUUUAGUUUUUUUCAUUGGGGGGUUGAUCUGAGUAUCCAAAAACAGAAACUCAUGUGAAUUCUUAAAUACUUUGUUUCCCAAACUUUUCCUUCUAAAUUCUGCUUUCCAAAUAUUGAUUUAUUAGGUAGACCAUAAGAUUUGAUAAGUGUUAGAAAAGAGUAUCUGCUUAUUUGUAAGAGAUAUAGAAAAUAUAUAAAAUUAGUAAUGCAUUUCUAAAGCUUAGUAGUUCUGGCAUUUUAGCUUUACUUUAUCUUCUAUUGCUGUUUAAAGAAUAUGACCGAGUAUUUCUGACCUUUUAUUGCUCUUAUAUUGAAUAUCAUUUAGAGGUUGUAAGCUAAGUAUUUAUUUUCAUAUAACCUAAAACCAUAGUAUUAGGAAAUACUGAUAUAAUUUAGUGAUCAUGUCCUUGAAGCUUAACAUUUUUAUUGCAUUCAUUAUUUAUGAGAAGAAAUCAUGCAGUGUUUCUGUUUUUAUCAAGGUAUUGUAUCUAAAA
This is a messenger RNA of Macaca mulatta (Rhesus monkey), 1408 nucleotides long. The record is from RefSeq and is a predicted model, not a curated record. NCBI's taxonomy places the organism in Eukaryota, Metazoa, Chordata, Mammalia, Primates, Cercopithecidae.